AUGGCGGCAAAGGCAAACUUGCAAGCGCGAGCUUGCUGUAGGAUUUAUGUUUUUUCGUUUUUAUUAUUAUUUCUAUAUAUUGGCUUCGCUCAUUCAACUACCACACCGGCUACGAAUACAACAACAGUUCCAACUACAACAACUCCCACUACAACAACUCCAACCACAACAACGCCGACCACAACAACGCCAACCACAACAACGCCGACCACUACAACAACAGCAUUGCCUACUCAGCCUCCGUCUCCAAUCGCUAUUAACACUGAUGUAGGACCCUGUCCUUGUGACCUUACCGCCAAUGCUUGUGAUGUAAGGUGCUGUUGUGAUCCUGACUGCACAUCAAACGAUAUUGGAGCGUUCAGUUCCUGUAUCCCUACUUCAGUCAAUGUUGAUGACCGCAUGUGUGUCCAGUCCGAACUGCUGCUUCUAGAUAACACACAGUACACCAAGGAAUACACUCAGGACGGACUCUUCUGUAUCUAUUUCGACAACAAUGCAGAGCGUAAUUAUUAUACAAAUCCCGACCUGGUGUCCGAUACUGCUACAUUUGAAAACUAUUUGUAUCGAUUUGCUGACACCAACUAUCAACCAGGAGCCAUAGACAAAACACUAUAUGCUGAUGAGUACAAGAGCGGGGAACCAGUGUUCGUUGUAUAUCAGAAUCUGGCCAGGGGCUACCUAGGGGUCCCUAAGGCUGUGGGCUCCACAUUUUGUUCAGAUAGCAAUCCAGCUGCAUUCCUGGAAGAUGAGUCGUCUGAGUGUGUGCGAAACAUCUACACCCUGGACGCCACGACUUGUGUGGACACUGCACAGUGGAAGGCCUCCUCCUACUUCUCCGGGAUCAAAGUCGUUACUACCCCAUAUCUGUUUAACUGGAUCGUAAACCAGACGGGAGUGACCAACCCAGCAGUUACGACCCCCGCACCCACUACUGCAGCCCCCGUUACCACCACUGACAUCAAUGCUACAACAGCUGACUCAAAUACAACAACUCCGACAGUGGUCACCACAACUCCGACCGUUGUAACCACAGAUAACAGUACAGUUACCUCCCCUGUGAACACCACAGACAACGUAACCACAACUCCCACUGUCCCAACUACACCUAUUGUACUUAUCCCAGUGGAUCUGUACAACAACACGUACACAGUUCCAAUAACGGUGGACUCAGUGACGUGCCAGGAUGUAAAUGGACAAGCCUUAACCUGUCCCAGUGGAAGUACUCCUGAUCCUACCUUCAAUGCCAGUACCAGCAUCUGUAGUAACAUCGUGCUAGGGGUGGAGUAUAUUCUUGAUUAUGGUACCGACAUGCCUGGAUUCCUGAUCGAGACUCAGCAGGUUGUGACCUCUGCCAGGGUCAGACUGACCUUAGGGAAUAUCAACCUGGCCAGUCUUCCUGUCACUCAGAGAUACAGCUCUAAAUUUGAAGGAGCAUCAGAGACAAAUGUGUCGGCCAAGAGUGGAAAUCCGGGAUACUUGGUGGGGAAACCCGUGAGGGCUGGUAUCCGCUUCAACAUCGCUGGAAAUUCCAGUUUUGCCAUAUCAGAGAGUUCAUACGACUUGACACUUGUCAAGUCAACAGGCUCAGGUGAUUGUGCAACAGGCUCUGCCAACCGACUCCAGGUGAACUUUGGGGAGGAUGUCAGGACAGGAUGUCAGAUCAGAUUCAACUAUGACAAUGUGACAGAAUACUGUACCGCAAUCGAACAGCAAAUUAUAAAUGCUUUGGAGGGCUUAGACGGGAUAAUAUAUGAACCUGGUAACCGAUCUGUCGCCAUAUUUGGUAACUCGGACCCUCUCGUCACGGGUGACUGGGUACCCAUCAUCAGGAAUGCACCUACAGCUGCACAGGUGGUCACCUCUAUCAAUGGUCCGACGUGUUCGGUGACGACUGGCAUGCACGUCCAGAUUAUUUACGCAAACAUUGGAGCACUGAGCAACCCACAGCGGAAAAUCCUUGGGGCCCAGUUUAACUAUGAAGAGCCACAACCUGUUACAUUCAGGUGUAUUGGUGUGUUUUGUUCACCUGGAAGCUCCGCCCUCACUCAGUCAGUUGAGAUCAGCCAAUCGGUCACCUUCAUUGAUGUAUCGCAGCCUAGCACCGGCUAUGUUGGGGAACCACCCAUAUUCCUGGCCAAACUGCCAUAUGAUUUCUUCUACCCUUUCCUUCAGUCUGCCGGUCAGCGAACGGUCAGCAGCAGUGUGUUACUGACAGCUCUACUCUGUAUAGUCAAACUUUUGUCAUAGCAUUGAUUUCAGUUAAAGUACAGUACUGUAAAAUCACUAACUUUCAAGGGGUCUUUAAUUUUGCUUUUCCUGGGUAAUCUUUAUCCACAAUUUUAUAGGUCUAAGUAGAAGUAAUGAUAAGUUUGACGUAAAGCAAUUCUCCGUUUGAGUGGGUACCUGUAAUCAACAAAUUCAUGUACCCAAGGAAUGGUGUUUUGUCAGGAAACUGCGAAACUUGGGCCUCACGAAAAUAUCUGAUUUUACAGUAUUUAAUCCAAUAAACAACCCUUAGUUUUGUCAAAAUUGUAUAUAUGAUGGAUAUUUGCAGUGAGCUAAAAUUCAGUAGUUUUAAAGAAAGUGACAUAUUUGUAGAUGUUAAAUUAUCAGAAACUCCUCUAAAUGCAGCUGUUAUUUUAUAUAUGCUAUGGAAAAUUAAAGCUUUUAACAUAAUUAGAAUAAGAUUAAUGUUCAUUUAUAUAAGAAGGGAUGUUUAUUGGAGUAAAUAGGUUUAAAUGUAUGAUUAACAAUUUUGUAAUGUGUAUGAAUGAAUUUACAAAAUUAAUAUGGUUUUGUACAAAAUGUUAUUUAUUAGGUUGUAUGCAUACUUCCAUAUUUAUUUUCAUUCGUGAAUUUUUAUAAGAAAAAAUGAUAUUCUGUAAAAUUUUGAAAGUGAAAUGGAUUGUAGAAAAUUCUGAAUUUCUUGAUAAUUGGUACUUCAAUGCAUGUAUUUUUACUUGGCUAAGCAUGUACAGAAAUAGAAUAUUUAUUAUGAUUAGAAACUGUACUGGAAGGAAAACAACCAAAUGCAGAUCUACACGUUUGAUGGAAUGAAUGUCGGAGGCUUUAUUUUCUAUGUGAUGGUGUGGAAUGAGCAAGUUUUGAAAGGAUGUUGUGAAAUUUUUACGGUAUGGUAGGAAAUAUGACAUAUCAAUGCUAGGUUGUAUAUAUAUUAAUUUAGUUUAAAACUUUUAUUUGAUAUUGUUAGCUGUGCUAUUAAAGUCUGAUUAUGUCUGAUGUGAAAGGUCAAGAGUUCAAAUGACAUUUUUAAAAACAUGUUAGGAAGAAAUUAACCAGCUUUUGAGCCUUCUACGUUGUACGGCACAAUUACACUGGGAUCAUCAAAUUGUAUACCUAUUUACGUAGCUGAUGCCAUUUCAUUAAGCAAAAAAUACUUCUAGGUGUGCUUUUAUGUCACCAAUAACAACGAAAUUUCUCUAUGUAGUUGCAAAUAACUUUACCAGCUUUAUGUAUGGUUGUACAUUUGUGUUACUUUCAUUUUCAAAAAUACGUCAAUAUCUGUAAAGCAGGAUGUUGAAAGAAUUUUUUGUUAAGUGAUGAUCAUCAUCACAAUAAAAUUUGAUGUAAUUACAAAUUUUGUUUACAAUUCUAUAUUGAAUAAAAUAUAACCAAAUACAAUUCAAUGGCUGCUGUAGAACUUCUUGAAUUUGUUGAAAAAAAAUUAGAAAAAGUUUUAAAGUACAUGUAGUAAAUAUGACUGACAUAGAACUAGGACAGAAAAUAUACUUGUUUGAGAUUUGAGAAUUAUAUGGUGUGGUGGUAUAUUUCCUUCAUAUAUAUAUGGUAUAUAUGCAAGAUACAGGCACCUUAGUCAAAGUUGGAAUGUGAUACUAGGAAUUUUAUUUUCAAUUUGAGAGUAUCAUGCUCCAUGUUCAAUUGCCAGAAACAUGAGGAAAUACAGAAUAUUUUACCAAUGUAGUGAACCAAAUGCUAAGGCCCUCAGUGGUAUGUAAGCAACUGUACUUAAAUAUUUCUGUGAUUAGUGGGUGUGAAACAUUCCAUGUUUGUUUUGAAAUAUUUUAAUUACACAAUAUUUUCUAUAUGCAACAUAAUGAUCUGCAAGUUUUUUACGCCUCUACCAUUAUAUAUUAAUGAUCUGCUAGUUUUUUACGCCUCUACCAUUAUAUAUUGGUUGUUUGAAGUUUUACUGAAGUCUGUCCGAUUCUGAUUCAGCAGUUUCAUUAUAUCAUGGAUUUAAACAAAAAUGUUAUACAGAGGUCAAAAGCAAGAAGACUUCAAUGGGUUCAUAUUUUAGGGUUCAAAGGUCAAGGGCAAGGUCACCAUUUAAUAUUAUUAUUGUAAUUUAUCAAACUGACUUUCACAGGAGUAAGGGUAUUCAUGUCUUAAGACAUUUUUAGUUUUUUAAUAAAAAAAAUGUUCUGAAUGAGGUGAACUAAAGCAGAAGUCAUCUCAAAGCAAAGAAACAUUAACAGAAUUAUAUUACAUAGAUUAUAUUACAGGACAGGACAGGAGGAUGUUUCAAGAAAGUGCGAUAUUAAGCACAGUGAUAUAAAUCAUUUCUUUGUUGAGGCAGGACAGUGUUAUUAUUCUGUUUUAGGAAAUAUGAUCAUCACAAGGCUGUACUCUACAAUUACUGAAAAAUGGAAAACAGUUUUGUUAUGCAACAUUAUUUCUGUCUGAUGAAGAUGAUCAAUGUCAUGAAAACAUAUCCCCUAAGUUGUGAUAUUUUUUGUUUUUUGAUCAUGUUGAUGUCUAGUUGUGUGGUUUAUCAUUGAGUAAGCUUAUCAUUGAGUAAGCAAGCCAACAUAACAUUUAUAAUGCCCGGUACACUUCAAAAACUUUGUAAUAGCAAAAUUUGAACUCAUUCACCCCUGAAAUUUCAUAAUGAACUUUUCCAACCUUUGAAUUGGAAGAGUUCAAAUGCGUCUUGAGGGAUAAAUGAGUUAAAAGAUUUACUGUAUACCGGAAAAUAUUUGCUGCAGUUUAACUUUCGUCUUUAUCGCCCUCACAAAUACCUGGUAAGGGCAAAUUUAUCAUAACAGUUAAUAUUAGUACACAACACGCACUAUAUCUAGGUCUUGCAUGUAAACGGCGAAAUUUACACUCAGCGAAGAUGGACUUUAUUGGCAAAAGGCAAAUAUUUGAUAAGGCGAAAGUUUUCCCGUAUACAGUAUUUUGUAUGUGUAAGUCAUUAACUAUACAUCAUUGUAAAUUAACUAUAGAUCUAGUGCUGACAACACAGUAAAAGCUAUUUCCGUCCAUGAUCAUGUAUUUAUUAUAUCAUUUGAAAUAAUAAACAAUUUA
Mizuhopecten yessoensis (Yesso scallop) is the source of this 5289-nucleotide messenger RNA. RefSeq names its product tectonic-3-like. The transcript has 17 exons. Bases 1 to 2247 code for a protein of 748 amino acids. NCBI's taxonomy places the organism in Eukaryota, Metazoa, Mollusca, Bivalvia, Pectinida, Pectinidae. Gene Ontology annotation, biological process: cilium assembly. The record is from RefSeq and is a predicted model, not a curated record.